Nyctereutes procyonoides (raccoon dog) is the source of this 1316-nucleotide messenger RNA. Its product is annotated as keratin-associated protein 10-7-like. Lineage: Eukaryota; Metazoa; Chordata; Mammalia; Carnivora; Canidae. The coding region runs from base 96 to 983 and encodes 295 amino acids. The transcript has a single exon. Gene Ontology annotation, cellular component: keratin filament. The record is from RefSeq and is a predicted model, not a curated record.
GGCCCGGCACCUCGCACACUCACACCCGCACCCGCACCCGCACCCACACACUCACACCCGCACCCACACCCACACCCCGCCCCAGCACCCACACCAUGGCAGCCUCCACCCUGUCCGUCUGCUCCAGCGACCUGAGCUACGGCGGUCGCGUCUGCCUGCCCAGCUCCGGCGACUCCUGCGCCGACCCCUCCUGGCAGGUGGACGACUGUCCCGAGAGCUACUGCGAGCCCCCGUGCUGUGCCCCAGCCUCCUGCCUGACCCUCCUCUGCACCCCUGCGAGCUGCGGGUCCAGCCCCUGCCCAUCAGCCUGCCCCGGCUCCUGCCAGCCCUCGUGCUGCAGCUGCUCCCCCUGCCAGGAGGGCUGCUGUGUGUCUGUCUGCUGCAAGCCCGUGUGCUGCACCCCUGUCUGCUGCAAGCCCGUGUGCUGCACCCCUGUCUGCUGCAAGCCCGUCUGCUGUGAGGCCUCCCCCUGCUGCCAGCCCAGCCCCUGCGCCCCCUCCUGCUGCAAGCCUGUCUGCUGCAAGCCCGUGUGCUGCACCCCCGUCUGCUGCAAGCCCGUCUGCUGUGAGGCAUCCCCUUGCUCAGCCUCCCCCUGCUGCCAGCAGUCUAGCUGCCAGCCCUCCUGCUGCAGCUCCUCCCCCUGCCAGGAAGACAGCUGUGUGUCUGUCUGCUGCAAGCCUGUCUGCUGCAAGCCCGUCUGCUGCACCUCUGUCUGCUGCAAGCCUGUCUGCUGCAAGCCUAUCUGCUGCACCACUGUCUGCUGCAAGCCCGUGUGCUGCACCCCUGUCUGCUGCAAACCCGUCUGCUGCCAGUCCUCCCCCUGCUGCCAGCCCAGCCCCUGCAGACCCUCUUCCUGCGUGUCCCUACUCUGCCGCCCCGUGUGCAGGCCUGCCUGCUGUUCAUCCGCCUCCCUAUGCCAGCCCAGCUGCUGCCCCCAGGCCUCCAGCGUGUCCCUGCUGUGCCGUCCCGUGUGCUCCCGCUGAUGGGAUACGUGACCCUGGGGCGCCGGGCUUAGGCUCCACCCAGGGAUGGUGGGCCUCCCGGCCACCCCUCAGCCCAGCCUUCACCUGUGCUAGGUAGCUGCCCCCACCCACGACGGGGUCCCCUGGAUGUCCACCCUCCUGAGCUGACUUCACCUCCCCCGUCCUAAGAACGCUGACCUUGCGGCUCUCUGGGGUUCCUGCUCCCGGGAUGCACCUCCACCUGCCUGGGUCACCUGCCUUCCCUCCCAGUUCCUCAGCUCGGCUCUGGUCCCCUGGCCUCACCCUCCGACCUGCUGGCACCUCCCCAGACCCCAAUAAACUCAUUUCACCGGC